Molecule: messenger RNA, 454 nt
Organism: Ambispora leptoticha
Lineage: Eukaryota; Fungi; Glomeromycota; Glomeromycetes; Archaeosporales; Ambisporaceae
Source: the annotation of a GenBank genome assembly
ACUACAACAAGAUAAAUACGAAGAAAAUGAACAACACUUCACAUGCAUAUUCCCUAGUGACUGGAAUAACGGCACUAGAGUACCCUGUAAUGCAUUCGCAGAAACAACAGCAGGAAAUGGAAAUGCUGACUCAUUGCAAAUAACAAAAUACUUUCCAACCACACUCCAUGUAAAUUACAGAGUAUGGAAUACAGCUCAAGUUAAAAAAAUAGGACAAGGAAAUUUUGAAGCCGACUGGCCCGAUAGACAAGUCUCUGGAGAUGCACCAUCAAAACAAUGUUCAAUAAUAUUAUGGAUGCACCAUACAUAUGUAACCUUCGAACAUCAAGAAGCAGCUCAAAAAUUAUUUGAAAACUUCAAAUUCCAAUUCUAUUAUAUCAAAACAGGAGAAUUUCAUGAAAUAAAACAAGAAUUCUACAGAUUACAAAAAGAAGCAAACAUGCUCCAAGCAUGA